GAAAGAAGCUGAAAUGUCUUCGAUCAGAUAAUGGAGGCGAGUAUACUUCCAAGGCGUUCGAUGCAUAUUGUAGAGAAUAUGGCAUUCGACAUGAGAAGACAGUACCACGCACCCCUCAGCACAACGGCGUUGCUGAAAGAAUGAACCGGACUAUCAUGGAGCGUGUCCGGAGCAUGCUGAAUAUGGCUAAACUUCCGAAGUUAUUCUGGGGAGAAGCAGUCAACACCGCAUGCUAUCUUAUGAACCGAUCACCUUCAGUACCACUGAACUUUGAAGUUCCAGAGAGGCUAUGGACAGGUAAGGAUCCUACAUACUCACAUCUUAGAGUAUUUGGUUGUUCAUCGUAUGCACAUGUAUCCAAAGAGCUCAGGCAGAAGCUCGAUGCAAGAACUAUCCCAUGCAUUUUCGUUGGCUAUGGAAAUGAAGAGUUUGGAUACAGGCUAUGGGAUCCUAAGGAGAAAAGGGUGUUCAGAAGUAGGGAUGUUUUGUUCCACGAAGAUUUGACAAUAGAAGACAUUGAAAAACCCACAAUGUCUCGGAAGUCAAAUGAGGGUGUUCAAGUUUCAAAUGAAGUACCAGAAGAGGACAAAGUGCAUGAAGAUAACUCUGAAGCAGAAGAAGACGAGGAGACAGAAGAGAGUGCAGGGCAAGGGGAGACACAAUCCACCCCGUCAGACACAGAUGAUGGUAGCUCUUCUCAGAUGGUUCCUACUGUUCGUAGAUCUGAACGAGGGCAUAUACCAUCGACAAGGUACACAUCAUCUGAAUAUCUUUUGUUAACUGAAGAUGGAGAACCAGAGAGUUUUCAAGAAGCUGUAUCUCAUAAGGAUAAAGAAAAAUGGCUAAUAGCAAUGCAGGAUGAGUUAGAAUCUCUGCAGAAAAAUCAAACUUAUGAGAUCGUAGAACUUCCUAAAGGGAAGAAGGCACUGAGGAACAAAUGGGUGUUCAAGCUGAAGAAGGAUGCAAACGGACAAGUGGUGAAACACAAAGCUCGGUUGGUUGUCAAAGGGUUCCAGCAGAAGAAAGGAAUUGACUUUGAUGAGAUCUUUGCACCAGUUGUCAAGAUGACCUCGAUCCGAAUUAUACUUGGCUUAGCAGCAAGUAUGAACUUGGAGCUUGAACAGAUGGAUGUGAAGACAUUUCUUCACGGAGAUUUGAAAGAAGAAAUCUAUAUGCAGCAGCCGGAAGGUUUUGAGAACUCAAAUGAUAAUUUUGUGUGUAAAUUAUCUAAGAGUUUGUAUGGCUUGAAGCAGGCACCAAGGCAGUGGAAUAAGAAGUUUGACUCAUGCAUGAAGAGUCAAGGCUACAAGAAGACUACUGCAGAUGAGUGUGUAUACAUCAAGAAACUUCCAGACGGUACCUUCAUUGCUCUUCUACUAUAUGUAGACGACAUGUUGAUCGUUGGGAAAGAUGCAGUGAAGAUAAACCAACUGAAGAAAGAACUCUCUAAGUCUUUUGAUAUGAAAGACUUAGGACCGGCUCAAUAGAUUCUUGGGAUGCAGAUCACUCGAGACAGGAAGAAUCGCAAGUUAUGGCUAUCUCAGGAGAAGUACAUUGAACGGGUACUUAAGAGAUUCAACAUGAAUGAUGCCAAGCCAGUAAGUGUUCCACUUGCGAAUCACUUCAAAUUGAGCAAAAGAACAUGCCCUACAUCCAAGGAAGAGAUCGGGGAGAUGUCAGCAGUUCCAUAUUCUUCAGCAGUUGGGAGUUUGAUGUACGCCAUGGUAUGCACAAGGCCAGACAUCGCACAGGCAGUGGGUACAGUGAGUCGUUUUCUCUCUAACCCCGGGAAGGAGCAUUGGGAGGCAGUCAAAUGGAUUCUCAGGUACUUGAAAGGUACCACGAAGUUAUGUCUUUGUUACGGAGGAGCUGAUCCAGUCUUGGAAGGCUACACAGAUGCUGAUAUGGCAGGAGAUACUGAUAGUAGAAAGUCUACUUCAGGAUAUAUUUACACUUUUGCAGGGGGAGCCGUUUCUUGGCAAUCAAGAUUGCAGAAGUGUGUCGCUUUAUCUACAACAGAAGCAGAAUACAUUGCUGCCGCUGAAGCAGGUAAGGAAAUGUUGUGGCUAAAGCGUUUUCUCCAAGAACUUGGGAUCCAUCAGAAAGAGUAUAAGGUACAUUGUGACAGUCAGAGUGCUAUAGACUUGAGCAAGAACUCCAUGUACCAUUCUCGUACAAAGCAUAUUGACAUUCGGUAUCACUGGAUACGGGAGACGAUUGAUCAACAACUGUUGAGACUAGUGAAGAUCAAUACAAAGGCGAAUCCAUCAGACAUGCUGACGAAGGUGGUGACACGGGAUAAGCUAGAGCUGUGCAGAGACAUAGUCGGGAUGCUUGUUUUGAAUAUGCCUAGAAGGGGAGAAUUGAAGAAUUCAAUUUCCAGGUCAUAUCCAAGUACAAGCAAAUUGAAGAAUUCAAUUCAUAGCUUCCAUGAAGCUUCCUCCAUGUGCAAGAAUGACAAGGGGAGCUUCCUCAACCACCAUUGAAGCUUCCUCAUGUUCCAUUGAAGCUUCCUCCUAGCUUCAACACAUCUUCCUCCCACCUUCAUAGUACCUAGUUUUGGUGCUAUAAAUAGAGAGCUUGGAGAGUCUUUCUAUCAUCAAGUAAAUUAGAAUAGAUCAUCAUAGCACAACCAAGAAGAGUUGUGAAUAUCCUUGAGAGAUAUGUGAGGUGUUUUGAGAGUUUUUAGUUAGAGCUUGUAUGUCUCUUCUUUCUAUUCUUGAAAGUAAUAGAAGUGUUUUUCUCUCAUAUAAGCACGAUCCUGUUAUUCCCAACAUUCACCUAUGAAGGAAACGUGAAACUCAACAAGGGGAAUUAGGGUUUGAGCUCUCUAAUAUAAGAAGGGUUGCUUUUGUGCAUUCUUUUAUAAUAAAUCCUAAUUAGAUGUCUGAAUUGGGAUGUUUAGUUUGGGAUGUUUUUAAUUGAGAUGAAAUGUUUCUAUUCUGUUUAAGUCUGAUCCGUUAGAUGUUAGUUUAGUUUAGUUUGGUAGAUGUCUGAAUUGGUUUAGUUUAGUUUGGUAGAUGUCUGGUCUAUGUAUAUUAUACAAUUGUUAGAGUAUGAUAUGAUAUGUUCUGAUCUAUUUAAGUCUGAUUAAAUUUGAUAAGAGACUAUAAAAACAUUGUAGCCCUAUUAUAAUAUAGUUUGGGAACUAAAACAAAUACUCCACACACAAUAGUGAACAACUCGUCAACUUCUAAG
Cuscuta epithymum is the source of this 3198-nucleotide messenger RNA. NCBI's taxonomy places the organism in Eukaryota, Viridiplantae, Streptophyta, Magnoliopsida, Solanales, Convolvulaceae. The record is from the annotation of a GenBank genome assembly.